Messenger RNA from Ustilaginoidea virens, 510 nucleotides. RefSeq lists its product as uncharacterized. Gene Ontology annotation, cellular component: membrane; mitochondrial inner membrane peptidase complex. Gene Ontology annotation, molecular function: serine-type endopeptidase activity. The coding region runs from base 1 to 510 and encodes 169 amino acids. The transcript has 2 exons. The record is from RefSeq and is a predicted model, not a curated record. Lineage: Eukaryota; Fungi; Ascomycota; Sordariomycetes; Hypocreales; Clavicipitaceae.
AUGAUCUCCCACUUCCUCGGCCACCCCGUCCGCCUCACCGUCGCCACCCUCAAAUUCGCAUUCCUCUCCCACCUCGGCCUCACCCACCUCUUCCAAGUCACCCCCGCCCAAGGCGCCUCCAUGCUCCCCACCUUCAUGGUCGACGGCGACUGGAUCGCCGCCGACAUGCGGCACCGCCUGGGACGAGGCAUCGCCGUCGGCGACGUCGUCCUCUACAAGAUCCCCCUCUUCCCCGACCAGAACGGCGUCAAGCGCGUGCUCGGCAUGCCGGGCGAUUACGUCUCGCUAGGGACCCCCGGCGAGACGGGGGAGGAGCAGAUGAUACAGGUUCCCGAGGGCCAUUGCUGGAUCGUCGGCGAUAACUUGUCUUGCUCACGGGACUCGAGGCUGUUCGGUCCGCUUCCGCUGGCCCUGGUUCAGGGAAAGGUUGUGGCCAAGAUCUUGCCGUGGCGGGAAAGGAAGUGGAUCGCCAGCGGCGUACGGCAAGUUGCUGUUGACAACCCCAGCUAG